This is a messenger RNA of Pleurotus ostreatus (oyster mushroom), 438 nucleotides long. RefSeq lists its product as uncharacterized. Lineage: Eukaryota; Fungi; Basidiomycota; Agaricomycetes; Agaricales; Pleurotaceae. The record is from RefSeq and is a predicted model, not a curated record. The transcript has 4 exons. The coding region runs from base 1 to 438 and encodes 145 amino acids.
AUGCGUUAUACCAUCGCCGCUGUUGCCCUCUUCGCCGCCUCUGCCGUUGCCCAGAGCAUUCCUUCAUGUGCCAUGGGUUGCGUUGCCUCGCCAUCAACCUUGGGUGGUUGCGAUCAGAACGACAUGAAGUGUCUUUGCGGGAGCAAGGAGUUCAUCGCAGCCACCACGACCUGCCUCAACACAGCUUGUCCUGCUGACGAACUUGAGGCCGCUCGUGGUGUUGCUAUCUCUCUUUGCCAGGCUGCCGGUAUUACUCUCGAUCUCCCCGAGUCUGCUGCAGCUUCUUCUGGUGCUUCGACCGCAGCUGCUGCCAGCGCCACCGUACCAACCUCAUCAUCCGCUGCUGCCGCCGCUGCUACCAGCAACGCCGCCGCCUCAGUCGGUGCCAACGCAUUUGCUGGAAUCGCCGCGCUCGGCCUUGCCGCCCUCGCUCUAUAG